Messenger RNA from Papaver somniferum (opium poppy), 1887 nucleotides. RefSeq lists its product as uncharacterized. Lineage: Eukaryota; Viridiplantae; Streptophyta; Magnoliopsida; Ranunculales; Papaveraceae. The transcript has 4 exons. The record is from RefSeq and is a predicted model, not a curated record. Bases 1 to 1887 code for a protein of 628 amino acids.
AUGACGGUUGUGGAGUUAACAGAAGAAGUUAAUGGUUUGAAGGAUCAGAUGAAAGAAUUGGUAGAUGCUUUAGCAAAACAACGUGUUGAUGAAAAUCAGAAUAGGGAGGUUCAGGAAGGAGUUGUUAGGGAAAAUCGUAAAGAUGAUAUUUCUACAUUAACAACAUCUUUAUCUACAGCUCUAACCACAUCUUUAUCUACAACUUUAACUACAUCGUUGGCACUUGCACUAGCUACUGCUCUGAAAGACGAUGUGGCUGAUGCUUUUAAUACACGAAAACCUGAAGAUGAUGGUCAACACCGACGUACUAAUAAUGGCCAUAAUAAUAAUGGUGGUGGUGGUGCUGAUCAGUAUUUCAGUUUACAUACCAUAAAUCCAAUUUUCAAAGUUCCAAUAGCUACUGCUCAUCUCAAGGGUGAAGCCAAUUCAUGGUACCGUUGGACUAAACAAUCCCUUCCUACAUCAACUUGGGAGGAAUUUUGUGUGUUAUUGCGUAGUCGAUUUGCAGAUCACAAAUUUAUCAACCCUCAUAUAGCUUUAACAAAUCUAUCUCAAACAGGUCAUCUAUGUAUCAAGUCAAGAUUAUUACUCUUAGAUGCUUCUCCAGAAAGUGAUUCUACAACUAAAGAUUUUGAUGAAGAAGUUAUACCUAUCACUUAUGCAGAAACCAAUGAUACAAACUCGCAAGAUGUUUCGAUUUCUUAUAGUUCUCUAAUGGGUUCCACUUAUCCAAGGACAAUGCACAUCUCAGGCCAUUCAAAGGCUCAGCCUCAUACCAUCUUGAUUGAUUUAGGGGCUACUCAUAAUUUUCUUCACCCCAAUCUUGCUAGGCAGUGUGGAUAUUCAAUUGCAUCCCAGAAUUCAGCACUAAAGGUGACAGUCGGUGAUGGUGCUCAACUGCAAACAAAGGGUUCUUGUUUCAACAUACCUAUUAAGCUACAAAAUUAUACUUUUUCAGUUGAUUUUCAUCUUUUGGACAUCAGUGGUUGUGAUGCAGUUUUAGGUAUUCAAUGGUUGCAUACUUUGGGUCCAAUAAUUUGGGAUUUCAACAAGCUAUCCAUGAAGUUCAAGUUUCUUAAUGAUGAUAUUGUCUUAUAUGGAGACAAUUCUUCUUCAGUUUUGAUCAUGGAUGCAUGUCCCAUGCAGCGUUUAUUGCACAAAGAAAAUUGCGGGAUUUUUAUGCAGUUAUCAUCCUUAAAUAAUAGUGUCUCUCAUGCACAAGACUUACCACCUGAAAUUCUCAAGUUACUCUCGGAUUACGCUGAUCUUUUCAAGAUCCCAGCUACUCUUCCUCAUACACGUAUACAUGACCAUCGUAUUCCUUUGUUACCUGGUUCUACCCCUGUGAAUCUCCAGUCCAUACUCAUCUCCUAUCUUAAUGGUCAGAAAAAGGAUGGUUCGGGGAGAAUGUGUGUGGAUUAUCGUGCUUUAAAAAAGAUAAAUAUCAAAUAUCGUUUUCCAAUUCCUAUGGUAGAUGAAUUAUUGGAUGAGUUACAUGAUAAAGAGAUAUUUUCUAAGUUGGAUUUCCGUUAUGGUUAUCAUCAGCUAAGAGUACAUAAACCAGAUAUUCCAAAGACAACAUUUCGCACUCAUGAUGGCCACUAUGAGUUUCUUGUUAUGCCUUUUGGGUUAUCCAAUGCACCAGCAACUUUUCAGAGCUUCAUGAAUCGUAUUUUCAGGCCAUACUUGCGAAAAUUUGUGCUUGUUUUCUUUGACGACAUUUUAAUCUAUAGUAAAACUCUUGCUCAUCAUGUCAAGCAUUUAUCUAUAGUAUUUGAGCUUUUACGACUGCAUAAGCUCUUUAUCAAGGAAUCCAAGUGUGCCUUUGCGCAAAAAUCUAUUGGAUAUCUUGGUCAUAUCAUCUCUUCUGAAGGUGUAUCAGUAUAG